Molecule: messenger RNA, 849 nt
Organism: Camellia sinensis
Lineage: Eukaryota; Viridiplantae; Streptophyta; Magnoliopsida; Ericales; Theaceae
Source: RefSeq, a predicted model, not a curated record
AUGGAAGCUAGGGCAACAGUCCAGAUGAGGAAAUCAUUGGGCAUAAAUUUUGAAGGAAAAGAAGAUGAAGCUAUAGAGAAAACUCUUCAGAUGGAAAUGAAGGAUUUGGAAAGGAUUAAAGGUAGUGGAAGGGCUUUCAAGGUAGAAGUGAAGAAGUCAUGGGAUGGUGUAGUUGAACAAAGAUGGGCUAGCAUCGGACUUAAGAGAAAGUUAGCUAAUCUUUGGGCCAAUCUUAGAAGGUGGAAAUCAGAGGUUUUUGGUAGUGUGGAUAUUCAGUUAAAGGAGGCAGAUGAGGAACAACAUGAGCUUGAUUUGGUAGCUGGAACAAGGAAUUUAUCAGAAGCUGAACUAACUAAAAAGAAGGAAGUAAGAAGUCAAGUGUGGAAUUUUAGUAAGAGAAAAGAGAGUUUAUGGCAUAAAAAAUCUAGAAUGGUGUGGGUUAAAUGUGGUGAUAAGAAUACAAGCUUUUUUCAUUUGAUGGCAAGCUCUAGGCAAAGGAAAAAUAUGUUGGAUUCAGUUAUGAAGGAAGUGGAGAGGUUAGUGGAUCCAAAUAGAGUAAAGCAGUCAGUCUGUAAUCAUUUUGAAAGAGUAUUUAUUGAGCAGUGGUGCUCUAGGCCUAAACUCUCUAGCCCAUUUUUAUCCAUUACUUUUGUACAAAAGGAAAGUUUGGAAGCAACAUUUACAGAGCAAGAGGUUUGGACAACUAUACAAGACUGUGAUGGUAAUAAGACUCCAAGGCCAGAUGGAUUUAAUAUGGCCUGCAUUCAAAAGUGCUGGAAGAUAAUGAAGAACGAGUUUCUACAAUUCAUGAAUGAGUUCCAUGAAAAUGAGAAGUGGUCUCAGGCCUAA